Messenger RNA from Gopherus flavomarginatus (Mexican gopher tortoise), 2026 nucleotides. RefSeq names its product KISS1 receptor (gene KISS1R). Gene Ontology annotation, biological process: neuropeptide signaling pathway. The coding region runs from base 502 to 1563 and encodes 353 amino acids. The transcript has 4 exons. Gene Ontology annotation, cellular component: membrane. Gene Ontology annotation, molecular function: G protein-coupled peptide receptor activity. The record is from RefSeq and is a predicted model, not a curated record. Lineage: Eukaryota; Metazoa; Chordata; Testudines; Testudinidae.
CCCUGGAGGCGCCGGCCAGGAGGGGCUUCUCGCGUCUCCACUACAAGAGGAGGGCGAGCGGGAAACCAGAGCGGAUUCGGAGCGAGGCGGAGCAGAGGGGACGCGGCAUCCCGCUGAAUCUGCCUUUGGGGCUCGAUCCCUCCAAGGACAGCGCUCGGACUCCUGGGUUCCCCGAGCCGGACGGAGGAAGCGGAGUGGCAGCCUGCAGAUUAGCUCAGGCGCUAACACCCCCCACCCCCAGCUGGUCCCAAACUUCCUGGGAUACUUAGAGCCGGUCCGCCCCUCGAGAAGGGAGCUCGCCGGGCUCGGGAGCCCCGCGCUGGGAGGACCCCACCCCUGGGGCCGGAGAGGGACAGAGCCUGUCCCCGGGAGUGAGCGCGGAGCCCUCCUGGGGUCCCUUGGGGGCCAGGGCUAAGGGGAGAACCCAGGAGUCCUGCUAGGGAGCGGACCCCUCCCGCCCCAGGGAAAGGCAGAGGCCCUGCGCUCUGCGCCCCGGGGACCAUGCGGGGAGCAUCCGCCAGCGCCCCGCUCAACGCCUCGCUCCUGCCCCCGAACCGCUCGUCCUGCCCCGGGGGGCUGCUGUGCGCCAACAGCUCGGAGCCGCGGAGCCCCCCGCGCCUGGUGGACGCCUGGCUGGUGCCCCUCUUCUUCGCCCUGCUGAUGGUGGUGGGGCUGGCGGGCAACUCCCUGGUCAUCUACGUGAUCACCAAGCACAAGCAGAUGAGGACGGUCACCAACUUCUACAUCGCCAACCUUGCCACCACCGAUAUCAUCUUCCUGGUGUGCUGCGUGCCGUUCACUGCCAUGCUGUAUCCCCUUCCAGGCUGGAUCUUCGGGGAGUUCAUGUGCAAGUUUGUCAAUUACAUCCAACAGGUCUCCGUGCAGGCCACCUGCGUCACCCUGACGGCCAUGAGUGUGGACCGCUGGUACGUGACCGUGUUCCCGCUGCGCUCCCUGCGCCAGCGCACCCCCCGCGUCGCCGUCGCCAUCAGCCUGGGCAUCUGGGUCUGUGCAGCAGCUGGCCGAGCGCUCCGAGGCCAUGCGGGCCAAGAUCUCCCGUAUGGUGGUCAUCAUCGUGGUACUCUUCACUGUCUGCUGGGGGCCCGUGCAAUUCCUCAUCCUCGUCCAGGCCUUCAGCCCCAGCUUCCAGCGCAACUACUACAUCUACAAGGUGAAGAUCUGGGCCCACUGCAUGUCCUACACCAACUCCUCCAUCAACCCCAUCGUCUACGCCUUCCUGGGCGUCAACUUCAGGAAAGCCUUCAAGAAGGUCUUUCCCUUCAUCUUCAAGCAAAGGGUGGGCUGCACCAAUGCAGGCAACGCCAACAUCAACACCGAGAUGCACUUUGUGUCCUCGGGCACAUAGGGGGGUGGACAUGCCCCUCCCUGUCCAGAACGGGAGACCAGAUGACCCUCUUUGCUGAUAAGAAUGUGAAGCUCGUAGAGCCUUUCAUCCCAAAGUGCUUUACAAACCAUCUCACUCACCAUUGUAAUGCAACCACCUCUGGGGUGGAAGGCAACAGCUGUUCAUAUAGCCCAGAGCAACACUGCCUGGCAGUUUAGGACAGGAAGUGAAGGAGGACACUCUGAAAGGAGAGGUAGGCAGGCAGUAUGUAAUUACCGCAAGGAGAUUGGGGCUAAAUGGCUAAACCACUCCCACUAAAAAUGGCCUGGGACUUUUAACCCCCACAGAAACAGAACCUCUGCUUUUCCUUUGAAAGAUGUAUGCCUGAGUGCAUUCUGCACCAAAAAAAUUAACAAUUCUCUGCACAAUAUCUUAAAAUUCUGCAAAACUCUGUAAGUUGUAUUUGUCAAUAAAUAAAUACAGAUGCACCAGUAUGGCAGUGGGGAGCACAGGCCACAGGCUGCACGAAGAUGGGAGAUCACCCUGCAGCCUCCCCACCUCACACCCCCGAGACACAGACUCAGCGGUGAGGCUGCACCUGCCCCUGACACAGCACAAGGGCUGGGGCCCUGCCCCUCUGUGCCAGGCGCACCAGGUGUGGGACAGGCAGGCUCAACCAGG